UGCCGGCACGCUUUAGGCGGCAGCCCAGGAGUGCCGGUGCCAUAACCAUAAGCACUUCGACAACAAAAGUCGGCAUUUUUCAUGCCUUACAUGCGAAAAAGUUUAUGACCUCGAGUUCUCCCAGAGGAAUGGUCAGGGGCUCUGCGCUGGCCCUGCUAACCUGGCUGUCCUUGGUCAGUAACCAGUACCGACAGCUUUGCCACUGCGCAGUUGUGAAUAAAAAGAAAAUUUAAAUGUCUUCAGAAGACAAAGAAGCUCAGGAGGAUGAGCUGCUGGCUCUGGCUAGCAUUUAUGAUGAAGAUGAGUUUAAGAGAGCCGAGUCGGCCCAAGGAGGAGAAACCAGAAUUUGUCUGGAGUUGCCCCAAAACUUCAAAAUUUUUGUGAGUGGCAGUUCCACGGAAAGCCUCCAGAACAACGGGUUUGAAUACACCGUUUGCUUUCUGCCUCCCCUUGUGCUGAAUUUUGAACUCCCACCAGACUACCCAUCAACCUCCCCCCCGGUGUUUACCCUCAGUGGAAAAUGGCUCUCCCAAGCCCAGCUCAGCGCUCUUUGCAAACACUUAGACAAUGUAUGGGAAGAGAAUCGAGGCUGUGUGGUCUUGUUUGCCUGGAUGCAGUUUCUGAAGGAAGAAACACUGAGUUACCUGAAUAUUUCCUCCCCAUAUGAGCUAAAAAUGUGCCAUCAAGGGAAUGGGCAGAGUAGGACACCUUUGGUCCCUCUCGACGCCGAGAAGGAUUGUGGUGGUGCAGCAGGCUCCGCAGCGGCUGAAGAAGAAAUCGUCGACGCAAGAGCUGUGCAGGAUGUGGAAUCGUUGUCGAGUCUGAUUAGGGAAAUCUUGGACUUUGAUCAGGCUCAGAGGAGGAAGUGCUUUAACAGUAAGAUGUACUUGUGCAAUAUCUGCUUCUGUGAGAAGCUGGGCAGUGAAUGUAUGUACUUCACCGAGUGCAGCCACGUAUACUACAAAGCAUGCCUGAAGGACUACUUUGAAAUACAGAUCAGGGAUGGUCAGGUCCACUGUCUCAACUGUCCAGAACCGAAGUGUUCUUCUGUUGCUACUCCUGGCCAGGUUAAAGAGUUGGUUGGAGAGCAGUUGUUUGCACGUUAUGACCGCCUGCUUCUGCAGUCUAGCUUGGACCUGAUGGCGGAUGUAGUGUAUUGCCCUCGCCCGGGCUGUCAGACGCCGGUCAUGCAAGAACCAGGUUGCACCAUGGGCAUAUGUUCCCGUUGCAACUAUGCUUUUUGUACUCUCUGUAAAAUGACUUACCAUGGGGUCUCUCCAUGUAAAGUUACUGCGGAGAAAUUAAUGGAUUUGCGAAAUGAAUAUUUAGAAGCAGAUGAGGCAACUAAAAGAUUUUUGGAACAACGCUAUGGCAAACGAGUGAUUCAGAAAGCCCUGGAGGAGAUGGAGAGUAAAGAAUGGCUAGAAAAGAACUCGAAGGCUUGUCCUUGCUGUGGUACUCAUAUAGAGAAACUAGAUGGUUGUAACAAAAUGACGUGUACUGGCUGCAUGCAGUAUUUCUGCUGGCUUUGUAUGGGUUCUCUGUCAAGGGUGAACCCGUACAGGCACUUCAAUGAUCCAUCUUCCCCAUGCUUCAAUAGAUUGUUUCAAGCCAUGCAUAUUGAUGGUGAGUUCUGGGAAGUUGAAGAUGAAGACUAGUAGCUUUCUCUAGUAACUAAAGCUGAGCAAACCAGAGACAGAUGCUUUCCAUUUUUGUGUCAAGUUUGUUUGCUUUUCACUUCCAUUAUGUGAUAGAAGAAUGGUAACUACCUUGCACUGCAGGAUACUCACACUUCAGAGGCUGUCGCCAAAACCAAAGGAGACCAUUUUACCCAUCCUGUGGUCAGGAUCACCACUGAAGGCCCUAAUAAUCAUAUCGAUUGUGAAAGACACGUACAACCAGUCAGAAGUUGGAUAAUUACUGGAAAAAUACAUACUAAGAGGUGCCCCUUUUUCAAAUGCAAAGAAGCAAAACUGAAGCCCCAAAUCGUAGAACUAUUUGGGGGUUUCCUUUAGGGAGACUGACCUUUCGAGGGUCUUGGCUCGUAUCCAUCGCAGGGUUUAGGGCAGUUUUAUUACAGCUGUCGUGCUCUUUCUGGAGCUGUUUAGCGAUGCUGCUCGGACAGGGAAUGUUUUCUGAUACAAUACAGAAAAUUUCUUCUGCAUUCAGCAACUGAGCCUGUUGCUUCUAUAGCAUUUCCUGACCUGUUUCUCUGAAAAGCAGCUCAUUGCUCUGUUGCUGAUACUUUCUAAUGACGUUAAAGUUGAUUAUCCCUAACCCCCUUCUUACUGGCUGUAAUGCCCGGGUCUUUGCAUUAUUGAAUGCUUUGGUAGAAAAUGACCGACAACCAUUUCCAGAAAUUUGAAUCAGUUUGACUCAUCUCAGUGUUGCUGUUGUAUUCACUCACGUUGCUGCUCCUUGUUUUGACAGUGAUGAGUGCUAAGGCAAUGAACUGAGUAUGUGGCCAGUGAGAGGGUGAAAAGUAUCAGUCAGAUAUUGAAACAUAUUUUUAUGGAUACAUAAUUGAGAUUAACUUGAACUCUUCAAGAUACUGAAAAUUACCUUGUCUUCUCAGAUGAUGAAGUAAUUUAUUUUUUACUAACUCUUCAUAUAAGAAAUUUGAUUAGUUGAUAGUUUUGCUUCUGGACUAGAUCCCUUAUUUCCACUGUUCUUGCACUUCAAAUUAUUUCAAAACCCAAAUUGUUUCCCCUAAAAGCUCAGUAAGUAGUUUUGUGAGCGUGAAAGUAAUUACUGGAGGGAACCACUAAUUUUUUAGAAGUUUUUCCACUUGCAGAAUGGUCUAAAAAUUUAUUUUUCCAUUAAAACUGCACAUGCCAAGUUCAAAACAAAUAGCAGGGUCCGGAUGGAUAGCUCAGGAGCUGGAAGACUCUUCAGAAACUCAAGGUGAACGCCUCUCACUCACUUUUGACUGAUAGUAAAUAAAUUUAUACUCGGAUAUCUGGCCAAAAUGAGUGCUGAUUUAGUUCCUUUCGCAGAGGAUGAAAGCCUGUAGUAUUAGAAUUGGCAGUGAUUAAAAAGGUAAGAUGGCAAGAGCGGAUCUCUUGUCUUGGUUUAGGCUAUAGGACAGCGUGUAGGGAAAGUUUACAUUGUGUAUGGUUUAAAUUGUAUUUCCUGCACCUUUCACAUGCACUAAAUUCACUUUAAGAC
Molecule: messenger RNA, 3168 nt
Organism: Aptenodytes forsteri (emperor penguin)
Lineage: Eukaryota; Metazoa; Chordata; Aves; Sphenisciformes; Spheniscidae
Gene: RNF14
Product: ring finger protein 14
Exons: 9
Coding region: 234-1658 (474 amino acids)
Biological process (GO): protein polyubiquitination; ubiquitin-dependent protein catabolic process; positive regulation of proteasomal ubiquitin-dependent protein catabolic process
Cellular component (GO): cytoplasm; ubiquitin ligase complex
Molecular function (GO): zinc ion binding; ubiquitin protein ligase activity; ubiquitin conjugating enzyme binding
Source: RefSeq, a predicted model, not a curated record